Girardinichthys multiradiatus is the source of this 971-nucleotide messenger RNA. RefSeq names its product 28S ribosomal protein S34, mitochondrial-like. Gene Ontology annotation, cellular component: mitochondrial small ribosomal subunit; mitochondrion. Gene Ontology annotation, molecular function: structural constituent of ribosome. The transcript is spliced from 4 exons. Gene Ontology annotation, biological process: mitochondrial translation. The record is from RefSeq and is a predicted model, not a curated record. The coding region runs from base 196 to 855 and encodes 219 amino acids. Lineage: Eukaryota; Metazoa; Chordata; Actinopteri; Cyprinodontiformes; Goodeidae.
AGUAGUUGUAGUGUUAUUAUCGGGAACCAAGAUUUAUCUGCUGCGGAACCCAAUUACGAUCGAGGUUCUUACAGGGACUAUUUUAUAACCGGACCACGUGUGCGGAAAUGCGUGCUUUGCUUAUUGAGGUCAACUAGAAGCAAAUUUAGUCAUUUUCAGGGUAAACGGUGACCCGGUGUUUGUCAACUCGCAGUCAUGGCGAAAAAGAAGCGACUCCGUCUCAUCGCAGAAAUGGCUCGGAAGAUCCGGGCGUACCGAGAGCUGAAGUCCCGACCGAGGGAGUCACAGAAAUAUGCCCUGGACUACGAGACGAUGAGACGGCCUCUCACUGGGAAGAUGCUGCCCGUGUUGGCCUGGCAGGACGUCCGCAGGGAGAGCCGCCUCUUCUCACUGUUGGCGGGGAUGCGGCUGUUUGGAGUGGGCCGAAUGUUGACCCGCAAGUCCUGGCUGGAGGACCACCCAGAGCCCAGCUACUGGCAGAUUACCAAGAUCAAGGUGGACUACACAGCUGAGAACGUGGAUCAUGGCAGAGCAUGGGGAACCCUCACAUAUAAAGGCAAACAGGAAAGUGAGGUAAAGGAGGUGGAGAAGGUGAUGUACCACGACUGGCGCCUGAUUCCCAAAGACAUGGAGCAGCAGUUCAGGGACUUCCAGCCCCUCCCGGAGCCUCCGGUGCGCUACGCCCCCUAUCCUCCCCUGCUCCGUGCCAUGCUGCUGGCAGAGCGUGGGAAAGCUGGAGGCAGCGCAGUGACAGAGGAGCCGGCCCUGCCUCUAAAGAGGGACGUGGUGCUCAACAAAGACUAUUUCCGCAGACAGGAACAAGAGCGUCAGAGGAAAGAGGGGACAACGGUGUGAGAAUGUACUCUACAGGGAUUCAUUUGAGCAGCUGCUGUGUCCUGGACUCAAAUGAUGUGAUAUAGAACUGUGUAUGUGUUAAAUGUGCUGAAUAUUAAAAGUGAGAACCAAACAGA